Messenger RNA from Monopterus albus (swamp eel), 2138 nucleotides. RefSeq lists its product as uncharacterized. The coding region runs from base 1342 to 1944 and encodes 200 amino acids. NCBI's taxonomy places the organism in Eukaryota, Metazoa, Chordata, Actinopteri, Synbranchiformes, Synbranchidae. The transcript has a single exon. The record is from RefSeq and is a predicted model, not a curated record.
CUUUAACACAAUAACACAUAGGAGUCAUUACAUUCUUGAGCAGAAUCACAGUCAAUAACUAUUUGGCGUUCCUCAGCAUGUAGGCCUAAAUAGCCGAUAUAACCAGGCGGCUAGUUAACUCAUAACAUACACACUUCACACGACAUAACACUCUACCACAUCUAAUACAACCCACAGCUUAAUAUGAAAAAGAAACAAAAAUCUCCAGUGCUACGUGCGAACUACAAGAGCUAACUCACCAGGAAAAUCUGCAAAUCGAGAGGAACGACGUCGGAGUUUCUCCCAUCUUUUUCCCUUCGGAUAUGCUCAAUAGUUGUAUCACUGACACUGCUAGCUCCUAUGAAACACAGCACAGUGAUAAACUGCUCUUAAAUAUCCUACUUGGCUUUUCCUGUACUUCUGAUGGACUUUUCUCUAUGCUGACCCGUCGGAAGGUGCAUGUCAGCUCAGCCAUGUGCGAGAAAAAAACUCAAGACUUCCGUGAGCUCUCCUCGUUAGCUAACUUGCUAAUGAGGCGUUCUAGGCCACUCUGUAAAUCUGAGCUUCAAAACAUAACCUGGGUUACAUGCAGAUGGAUCCUGGGCUGGAAAGGGUGAUGAGAUGGGCCAGGAUGUCGUUUAAGUCAACACAAUCAAGAUCCUUGGUCUUGUAAAAGGGAAGAGUUGUAGAUAGGUUCCGCUUCUCUAUCUCAGAAAUACCAAUCCCUACUAUCUCUAAGAAGCCAGUGAAGAGCUUGGGGAAGUUCUUUGACAGCAGUCUCAGGGAUACAGCCUUCAUUAAAAACACCUGUGAGGAACUAGAGGGAUAGUUAAAGGAUGUUGACAGGUCGGGCCUUCCAGGAAAGUUUAAGGCAUGGAUUUACCAGCAUGGGAUUUUGCCAAGGAUAUUAUGGCCACUGCUUCUCUAUGAUUUCCUGAUCUCCACCAUAUUAGAUGUUGAAAGAUGAGACAGUUGCUUCCUGAGCAGAUGGUUAAGGUUGCCAAGGAGUUUGAGUGACAUCACCCUUUACGGAAGUACCUGCAAACUAACGCUCCCCUUGAAAUCUAUUGAGGAGGAGUUUAAGGCUCUGCGGCUAAGGGAGAAGCUUCAACUCCAAGUGUCAAGGGACCCAAAAGUCUCUGGGGCAGGAAUAACAAUGAAUACCAGUAGGAAGUGGAGAGCAGAGCGUCCAGUGGAGCAAGCAGAGUCACAGAUACACCAUGGAGUCCUGGUGGGAACAGUGGCCAAAGGAUCUAUUGCAACCCCCAUUUUGACAAGACUUGGGGUAAAGAGCGGAGGCAACUAGUCCAGAAGGAAAUGUGAGCAGUUGUUGAGGAAGAGAGGGCCAGCAGAGCAGUGGGAAUGAGACAGCAAGGAGCCUGGACUAGAUGGGAGCAAGAUAUGGAGAGGAAAAUCUUAUGGGCUGACUUCUGGUGGGCAGAGCCAGACUGCAUCAAGUUCUUGAUUCAGGCUGUCUAUGAUGUUCUUCCCAGUCCAUCUAAUCUGCGCCACUGGGGCUUGAUCGAUAUUCCAGCAUGUCCCCUCUGUCAGAAGAAGCGGACCCUUGAGCACAUUUUAAGUUGUUGCCCAAGGGCUCUGGGGAAAGGCCGAUAUCACUGGUGUCAUGACCAGGUGAUUAAGACUAUCAUAGAGAGCAUCGGUAGUGCCAGCUGUCGGAGGUCUAAACCCAUGAAGCAAAUCAUCAGCUUCAUUAAAGCAGGAGAAGAGACAAAAACAACAUCAAGGAAAACAUCAGGGCUUCUCAACACAGCUCAGGAUUGGCAGUUGUUAAUGGAUUUCGGCAGACAACUCAAGUUCCCUCAGAAUGUUGUUAAGACCUCUCUUAGGCCUGACAUUGUGCUGGUGUCUGAGGCAACAAAGAACGUAGUAAUGCUGGAACUUAUAGUGCCAUGGGAAGAGUGGAUGGAGGAGGCUUUUGGAACAGGGAGAAAUAUGACAGUCUAGCCAACGACUGCCAUAGAUAAGGUUGGAAGAGAAAGUGCUUGCCUGUAGGGGUUGGGUGCAGGGGUUUUGCAGGACAAUCUCUCUGUAGAGCCUAUGCUGCACUCGGCAUUACAGGCGAGAGGAGAAGUAGUGCCAUCUAUUGCAGCACAGAGGCAGCAGAGAGCCUCUAGAUGGCUCUGGAUAAAGAGGGUGGA